CAUAAAUAAAUAACAAAGAGAUUCGUUCCUUCGUAAAUGUUCUAUUUAUAAUACAAAAAGAGAUAUGGUAGGUGAAAAGAGUUUGUUUUGUGGUGCAUGCUCAAAUUGGUGUAUUCAACUUGAAAUAACAGAGGAACGGGAAGCUUUGGAUAAAGUAAAAAUGAAAAGAUGCGUAUUUCCUAACCCAGGAUUUGUAUCCCAAUUGCAAAGCUACAGAGAUAUGGGAUACACCACUAUUAGAAGAUAUGAUCCCAGACUGGCACGAUACAUGAUGAGAUAAACUGAUCGUCAUUAUUACAAUUCUCUUUGUAUCAUGAUUCACAUAUCACUUAAAAAUAUUCACAAUUAAUGGUAAUAAUUAAUAUACAGGGUAGGUACAAACAUAAAAAUAAGUAAGAUCAAAUAAUUGUGAUAUUGUUGUCUACGUAAUGUAUGAAAACACAAUGUUGAAUAAAAUUUUCAGUACAUUUUAA
This is a messenger RNA of Diabrotica virgifera virgifera (western corn rootworm), 473 nucleotides long. RefSeq lists its product as uncharacterized. The coding region runs from base 65 to 280 and encodes 71 amino acids. The transcript has 2 exons. Lineage: Eukaryota; Metazoa; Arthropoda; Insecta; Coleoptera; Chrysomelidae. The record is from RefSeq and is a predicted model, not a curated record.